Messenger RNA from Mesitornis unicolor (brown roatelo), 1098 nucleotides. RefSeq names its product SMAD family member 3 (gene SMAD3). Gene Ontology annotation, cellular component: heteromeric SMAD protein complex. The record is from RefSeq and is a predicted model, not a curated record. The coding region runs from base 103 to 1098 and encodes 331 amino acids. Gene Ontology annotation, biological process: transforming growth factor beta receptor signaling pathway; SMAD protein signal transduction; cell differentiation. Gene Ontology annotation, molecular function: DNA-binding transcription factor activity, RNA polymerase II-specific; I-SMAD binding; RNA polymerase II cis-regulatory region sequence-specific DNA binding. The transcript is spliced from 8 exons. Lineage: Eukaryota; Metazoa; Chordata; Aves; Mesitornithiformes; Mesitornithidae.
GACGGUCGGCUGCAAGUGUCCCACCGCAAAGGCCUUCCCCACGUGAUCUACUGCCGCCUGUGGCGCUGGCCAGACCUUCAUAGCCACCAUGAGCUGCGUGCCAUGGAGAUGUGCGAGUACGCCUUCAACAUGAAGAAGGAUGAAGUCUGCGUGAAUCCUUACCAUUACCAAAGAGUGGAAACCCCAGUGUUACCUCCAGUGCUGGUGCCUCGGCACACCGAGAUCCCGGCCGAGUUCCCACCGUUGGACGAUUACAGCCACUCUAUUCCCGAAAACACUAACUUCCCAGCAGGUAUCGAGCCCCAGAGCAACUACAUUCCAGGUACCGUAUACGAAAGGGUCGCGUUGCACAAGACCCCUCCUCCAGGCUAUUUGAGUGAGGAUGGAGAAACCAGUGACCACCAGAUGAACCCCAGCAUGGAUGCAGGUUCUCCAAACUUAUCACCAAACCCGAUGUCUCCAGCGCACAAUAAUCUGGAUCUGCAGCCCGUCACCUACUGCGAGCCAGCGUUCUGGUGCUCCAUAUCCUACUACGAGCUCAACCAGCGAGUGGGGGAGACUUUCCACGCCUCGCAGCCCUCCAUGACCGUGGACGGCUUCACCGACCCCUCGAAUUCGGAGCGCUUCUGCCUCGGGUUGCUGUCCAACGUCAACAGAAACGCGGCGGUGGAGCUCACGAGGCGCCACAUCGGACGAGGAGUGCGGCUGUACUACAUCGGUGGUGAGGUGUUUGCCGAGUGCCUCAGCGACAGUGCCAUCUUUGUCCAGUCUCCCAACUGCAACCAGCGCUACGGCUGGCACCCCGCCACCGUCUGCAAGAUCCCGCCAGGCUGUAACCUGAAGAUCUUUAACAACCAGGAGUUCGCCGCUCUCCUGGCUCAGUCGGUGAACCAGGGCUUCGAGGCCGUCUACCAGCUCACCAGAAUGUGCACCAUUCGCAUGAGCUUCGUCAAGGGAUGGGGAGCAGAAUACAGGCGGCAGACUGUGACUAGCACUCCCUGCUGGAUUGAACUGCACCUCAAUGGUCCCUUGCAGUGGCUGGACAAGGUCCUCACACAAAUGGGCUCCCCCAGCAUCCGUUGCUCCAGCGUCUCCUAA